Messenger RNA from Salarias fasciatus (jewelled blenny), 2587 nucleotides. RefSeq names its product aarF domain containing kinase 5 (gene adck5). The transcript is spliced from 15 exons. The coding region runs from base 112 to 1857 and encodes 581 amino acids. Lineage: Eukaryota; Metazoa; Chordata; Actinopteri; Blenniiformes; Blenniidae. The record is from RefSeq and is a predicted model, not a curated record.
GAUUGACAGGCUGCCGACUGGUGUCGGAAUGAGCCUCGGAGGAGCAAAAGUCGCCGUGAGGAGGUGAAGAGCUCCUUGAGAGCGGAGCUGCUGGGAAAGCUGCGGCUGAACAUGACGGGAGAGACGCUCAGAGCGCUCAGAUUAUGCAACCGUCACCUGGCCCUGCUGAGGAGGUCAAGGUCCCCCCACCCUGUUUGGACCCUGCAGACCACCAGACCCUUCAGCUCGCUCAGAGAUGGGAAACGCAGAGGUCUGCUGUGGAAGACACUGGUUGGCCUCUCUGUGGGCGUCCCCGUGGCGGCGGGCGUCCGGUACGCCGUGUCGGACGCCCGGGAGAGGAGGAAGAUGAGGAUCGUGCUGGAGGGAUUCGGUCGCUUCUGCAGGUCCCUCUCUGUGGGAAUCCUCAUCUCUCUGGAUUACUGGUGGACCACCAACGUGUCUGUCCGCGGUCUGGACGAGAGCAGCCCAUCCUACUGCGGGAAGCUCUCCGCCUGCCACCAGAGGGCGGCGGAGCUCAUGGUGGAGGGCGCCAUCAGGAACGGAGGCCUGUACAUCAAACUCGGCCAAGGCCUGUGCUCCUUUAACCACCUGCUGCCCCCCGAGUACAUCCACACCCUGCAGGUGCUGGAGGACAGAGCCUUGAACAGGAGGUACAGGGAGGUCGACGCUCUCUUCCAGGAAGACUUUGAGAAAACCCCAGAGCAGCUUUUCAAAACAUUCGACUACGAGCCCAUCGCCGCCGCCAGCCUGGCGCAGGUCCACAAGGCGGAGCUGUUCGACGGGACUCCCGUGGCAGUGAAGGUGCAGUACAUCGACCUCAGGGAUCGCUUCGACGGCGACGUCAAAACAUUGGAGAUCCUGCUGGACAUUAUUAAGUUCAUGCACCCCAGUUUUGGAUUCCGAUGGGUCCUUCAGGAUCUUAAAGGCACGUUGGCUCAGGAGCUGGACUUCGAGAACGAGGCCAGGAACUCGGAGAGGUGUGCAGAGGAGCUGAAGAACUUCAAAUUCGUCGUCGUACCAAAAGUGUUCUGGAAACACACUAGCAAAAGAGUUCUGACAGCGGAGUUCUGCAACGGCUGCAAAAUCAACAACGUGGAGGAAAUAAAACGGCAAGGACUCAGUCUGAAAGACACCGCAGAUAAGCUGAUCCGGACGUUCGCCGAACAGAUAUUUUACACGGGUUUUAUUCACGCUGAUCCUCAUCCUGGAAACGUCCUGGUCAGACGAGGUCCUGAUAACAAGGCAGAGCUGGUGCUGUUGGACCACGGCUUGUACGAAUACCUCAGCCAGCACGACCGGGAGGCGCUCUGCAAACUCUGGAGGUCCAUCGUCCUGAGGGACGACGCGGGCAUGAAGAAGCACUCCCGCUCUCUCGGGGUCAAAGAGUACUUCCUGUUCUGCGAGAUGCUGCUGCAGCGGCCCAUCGACAUGCGGCGGCUGGGCCUGUCCAACAUCCUGAGCCGCGAGGAGACCAAGUACAUGCGGCAGAUGGCGGUGGAGCGCUUCGACAGCAUCAUGCGCGUCAUCAAGUCCAUGCCGCGGCCCAUGCUGCUGGUCUUCAGGAACAUCAACACGGUGCGGAGCAUCAACAUCACGCUGGGGGCGCCGGUGGACCGAUACUUCGUCAUGGCCAAGAGCGCGGUGCGCGGCUGGGGGAAGAUCCAGGCGGAGAAGGCGGGCCUCCUGCCCCGGUUCUGGGUGUUCCGCUGGGGGAGAACCGCCUGGGAGAGCCUCAAGUUCGAAGUGGCUCUGAGGUCGGAGAUGGCCGUGAUGAGUCUGACCCGGGCCUGCCUGCGGCUGCUCGGCUACCUGGGCCUCCUGUCUCUGGACGCAGACCUCUACGAGUACCUCAGAUAGCGGCCGAGGAAUCGGGACGCGGUCCAGCAGCGGACCGGGUCAAACAGACUUUCCAGAAAGACAUGCGAGAUUUGAAGGGCCGUUUCCUUUCAGGUUUUUAGUUUUUGGGUGUGAAGGCUUGUCGCCCCGCAAUAUGUAGUAAUGUAAGAAAGUCCACCUCAUGGUGUAAUAACACCACACUUUAGUAACAACUUCUUACAUAUUGCCAGUUAUUACUAAACGUGGGUGUUGAACUUAGUUUUUUAAGAAAAUAUAAUUUAAUAUAAUUUGGUGCAUUAUAUAAUAAAUGUUGCCGUUCAUGUUUUUAUAAUAAUGAGUGAGAAUUAAAACUCCCUCAUUGGACGAGCACUAUGUUGCUCUGUUUUUAGCUCAUGUCCAAAUCCUAACCAGCCAAAUAAUUUUUAUCCUCGAGGAAAUGAAACCAGAUUAUAAAUGUGCAUUUAAUCAUACAAUCUUCAUGUUUUAGCAUGAAAAUGCAAAGAAUUGUAUGUAAAACAAGCCCUGUGAGAGACAAUGUCAUGGAAGUUAAAAAUAUAUAUAUGUAUAUGUAUAUAUAAGAACAUCACCUGCAUAUUGACAAGUUAUUCCAAACUGUCUAAAUGAAUUUGAUUACAUAAUGCUGCACGGCGAGGCUUCUUCAAAGAACAAAAACCACUAAUGGUCCACAUUGUUCAAAUGGGGAUUUCAUUGUUGCCGUUUUGUCCUGUUUUAAAUUAAAUGUGACCGUUAA